Messenger RNA from Dictyostelium discoideum AX4, 156 nucleotides. RefSeq lists its product as hypothetical. Lineage: Eukaryota; Evosea; Eumycetozoa; Dictyosteliales; Dictyosteliaceae. The coding region runs from base 1 to 156 and encodes 51 amino acids. The transcript has a single exon. The record is from RefSeq and is a predicted model, not a curated record.
AUGCAACAACCACAAAAUAUCACCACUUCCUCAAUUUCGAAUAAUAAUAAUAAUAACACCUCACUAACUUUACAACAACAACAAGAACAAUUACAACAACUACAAAUUAAAAGAAAGAGGAAUUUAAUGAAGCAAUUACAACAUGUUUCUCAUUAA